Messenger RNA from Amphiprion ocellaris (clown anemonefish), 6749 nucleotides. It is a transcript of the gene cited1, whose product is annotated as Cbp/p300-interacting transactivator, with Glu/Asp-rich carboxy-terminal domain, 1. Gene Ontology annotation, cellular component: nucleus. NCBI's taxonomy places the organism in Eukaryota, Metazoa, Chordata, Actinopteri, Pomacentridae. The record is from RefSeq and is a predicted model, not a curated record. Gene Ontology annotation, biological process: regulation of DNA-templated transcription. The transcript has 2 exons. The coding region runs from base 270 to 839 and encodes 189 amino acids.
GAGCUGUUCACUCUCACACCAGGCUGGUCGGUGAGGAGCCUGAGACGCACAAAAUGCUUUUUAUUCAGCCACAAGCUCAUUGAGGAGCUGACGAACCCUUCGUAGUCUCAGUCAGCUCCGUCUAUUCCAGCAGCUCCUGGUCCUCUGACUGCAACUCACUGGCUUUUUUCAAUCCUCACCUCCACAACAGACUCUUUGGACUGUUUCAAUCUACUUUUUUAAAUUCCAGUUUCGACUGCUCUUCUCUCAGACUCUGGGUUUUCCUGGUGAUGACCUCACUGCUGUUCCCUGGCAACGCCCACGCUGCGAUGAAGGACCUCUCCUCCUCCUCCUCACCUCUCACCUCCCUCCUCCACUACCCGUCCUCCAAGACCUCCGUCGUGCCCUUCUCGCCGUCCGCCGGUCCCCCCUCCUCGCCCGGCUCGCCGCUGACCUCGGCGCCGCUCUCCAAACCUCAGCCGUUCUGCUUGCAGACGGGGCCUCACCUCAUCGCAAGCAUGCAGCUGCAGAAGCUCAACUCGCACUACCAGAACCUGGCCGGCUCCGCCACCGGACACCCUGCGCCUGGUGGGGCUCAGAGGGGCUUCGGCGCCUCACCGCUGGGCACCAGUAACCAGCUGCUGGGGUCGACCGGGGCCCUCGGUGGAGGCGGGAUGGGGAUCGGCAUGGGGAACCAAAGCUCCGGAGCCGGUGGAAUUAUCGACUUUGACCCGGUGGACGAGGAGGUCCUCAUGUCCCUGGUGGUGGAGCUGGGUUUGGACCGAGCCAACGAGCUGCCGGAGCUCUGGCUGGGGCAGAAUGAGUUUGAUUUCAUGUCAGACGUUCCUGCCGGAUGCUGACCUCCGAACAGCAGAAACUGACAAAGAGAGAGAAGACGUCUCUCCCUGUUUGGUUUUUCUCUUUCCUCCCUUUCUUAGUCGAUAAAACGAGGAAACACAAGAGACACUGAAUGAUAAAGAGAUUAGAGGCAAACCCUCAUUUCUGUUUUGCUUUCAUACUCGCGACAGGCUGACAGACGAAGCAAACACAGCUUGCUUUUGAUUUUUCUGUUGUUUUUUUCCAAUGGAGUUCUUUCAAUCAGUGCAUUUUUCUUUCCUUGCAAUGAAACAAGAGCUGCUCCGAUUUGUAUUUCCCCAUUUAGUUGAACAGCCACACAAACAUUAGAGUAUGAACAGAAGCUAGGAGUGGAGGACUGCUGCUCCUAUCCUCUUUCCUCCGUCACUCCAUCACUAGGGCUUAAUGAAAACGAGCUGACUGACAUGCAAGGGGCUAACGGGGACAUCUGAGCCCCCCUCUUGGAAACAAACUAUAAAGACAGUCGGUAAGAUACACCUGUUGGACCGGCUCCCCUCUUUUCUUAGCACCAGCGUUUAAGGAAAAUGAAAAUGGGAACCACGGCUUCAUGGGAGAUUUGCGAAGGAUGGCAAACACUGCGCUUCCUGUUUUCUUAAUAGACAAUAUUAGACUCUGGUCUCAUGGGAAAGAGACUCCUGUCCGUUAGCUUCACAAAGAAACUGAUUGUCUGAGGACUGGUUAUCUCAAUGUACUUGUCUUUCUUUUUUUUGUUUGAAUUUAGUUCAACCAGUCGUAUUCAUAGAACAUGUUAUUUAAGACAGCGGCUGAUAUCCAUCAGGAGUCUGGACAAGGAGAGCUUCUGUGGCAGCUCUGCUUUUUUGAACAUAAUGAAUUAGAUCAAGAAAUGUGGAAUCUUUGGUCCCUGAAUGGAGUAAAUUGUGUCUGGCUCUGGUCAUGCAAGUCGCCACUACAUGUGCAUGUUUUGUUUUCUGACCUGCGGUGUCAGUGAUCCCGGGUUUCAGUCAGCUUCACACGCCCUCGGCUUUUAGAUAUUGCUGCUCUGUCACUUUGAUAUUUGUGUCAAACAGUUUGUUAUGAUCUACAAACUUUAUGUUCCUGAGCAGGAGGUGUCAACUGUUUUCUCAUCAAACGCUGCUGUUUGCACACCUUUGACCAGCCGUUUGCAGAGUUCAGACCAAAAUGAAGUUUCGUAGAAUCUAGCAGCUAAUGCAUUAGCAUGGUUUCUGCUAAUUCCUGCUGUUUUAUUGUCUUAUUAAGGAUGCGGUGCGCCACCUGGCAACCAUACUGGAGGUCCUUUACUUCCGUUUAUCCAAAAAAGUCGUUGCUGUUUUGCUUUUCAACAACAAUCACUUUAGAUUUUAGCUUCUGCAACUGCCAGAAACUAGCAUGAACAUGAGCCAUGAAGCUGGUAAGAAACCUAACCAAAGAGCACGAGUGAAACCCAAAGUCACAUUUAAAGCUUCCCUCGGUCGUGACAUGCGGAUGAACUUCGGCGCUUAACUCUGAAGAAGUCCUGAAAGUGUUGGGUUACAUCAUAACCGCUACUGAGCUUGCAUGUCCAAUCAGCGCCAUGCGAUACGGUUGAAAGCCGUGGGAGAAAAGCUAAUAAGUCAGCUUUGACGUGGCGUUGUUGUGCAAAGUGAGCUUUUACAUGUGAAAUUACACGUUUAAUGGUUGUUUUCACGUCAGGUUGCACUUCACGACUUAAAUUUCACACGAAAAACAUUCACAUUCUGUACAUGUAAAAUAGAGAUCAGUGGUGUCUGGGUGGUGAAAUUCUCCUUUUUUUUUAACUCGUUAGCUUGUCCCUAUGGUGUUUUUAAUAAGCUGGAAGACAUACACUACUGUUCAAAAGCUUGGGGUCAUCCAGACAACUUCAUGAUGUCCAUGAAAACUUUCAUUCAUGUGCUAACAUAAUUGCACAAGGGUUUUCUAAUCGUCAAUUAGCCUUUCAACACCAUUAGCUAACACAAUGUAGCAUUAGAACACAGGAGUGAUGGUUGCUGGAAAUGUUCCUCUGCAUGGAUUUCUGUGUAAUAAUAGAACACAGACUCAUCGGCUUUACUAUACUCAGACUGAUCAUGCUUACUAGCCCUCUUAAAGAUCAAUUAUGAGCCAGAAAACCCGCCGAAUGUGUGAGAGGAAUAGACUAGAGUAGAUAAAGCAGAUAUGUAGGUGAGCUUAUGUGCAGUGGAGGUUCAUAGAUCUGCAAAUUCUAGAGGCGACAAUGCAACAUCUAAGCCAAGGACCUAUUUUCAUGCAAAAGACUUCUAAAUAUGUAACUUUAAUACACUGAAAUUAGGUUUUUAGGGGUUAAAUCAAUAACCAGAGUGACGCUACGUUAAAAAUGCAUUUAAAACAGCAAAUCAACAACAAAAAAUACUGUUCAGGUAUAAUUUCCAUGUGUUUGCAUUCUGAAAGUGUAGUUUUGCUUCAUACGUUUUUAUCUCUAAUUUUGGUUUAAUACAACAGUUUUUCCUGCAUAGAGGACUUUUUUGGUCCCCCUACAAAAGAGCACUAAAAACAUGUUUUUUUAUCAUUUAGUCAAGCAUAAUAGGCAUUUCAGUUUAUCAAAUAGCAGAAAUUGCUUAGAUUUCUAUGUAAUAAUGAAACACAGACUCAUUAGCUUUACUAUACUCAGACUGAUCGUGCUUACUAACCCUCUUAAAGAGCAAUUAUGAGCCAAAAAACCCCACCGAAGUGGGGUGUGCAGUGGUGUUUCCCAUAUGAUGCAUUCAUGUCUUUUUUUAAUAUAAAUGAAGAUAUCAUUGAUUAAGACAUGAAUUUUCAGCUUAAUUCUGCUACAUCUUUGCAGCCUGGAUAUAUUUUAAAGCUUAUAGAUGCUGCAGCAACAACUACAGAGUGUUUUUUGGAUUGAACACUUUCUAUAAAACGAGAGAGAACAGCGAACUAUUGGACCUCCAUGAUGCUGCCAGAUGUGGUUGCCAGUUUGGUGCACAAAUGAUCUCACUUUAUGAUUAUGGACGGAACACUAACUGGUUUAUAGAGUCCACCCUGCACCUACCAGGUGUUUGUUUCUCACUGCUGCGGACUUAAAAUAUCCAGGGGGCUUUAAACCGACACCCGACCCUCCACCCAAAUAUAGGGGAUUUACUGGAUGCAGCAGGAUGGGGGUAAGAGGAGACGGAGGGUUGGAGCUGAGCGUCCCAAACAAAGGCCUUUCACCUCGGCCCGGCGUGUCUGUCAUCUCGGCAUUGUGGGUCUCCUCCCGGACCACACACAAUAACACACCUGCACAUAAUAACACACCUUUAUCCUCGCAAAGACACAAGCCGUUGGAAAGGAAGCGGCAGCGUGGGGAUGGUGUUACAGCGGGGAAACGGGAGCUGCAGCCAUGAAACAGGCACUUGUUCAGUUACUUCACGGGGUUGUUGUGUUUGUGUGAAGGCGAUAGUGAUGUUGAUGGAAAAGAGGCGGAAAAAGCAGCAGACGGAGGAGGAAAAACACGCCGAGCCUCGUUAAUUUAUUUAGAUCCACACAGCUCGGCUUACACACAUAUUUCUUAACACUUUUAAUGUCGAUAAGCGUCUCGGUUACAGUCCAACUUUCUGUUCCCGUCCGUCUUUAAGCAGCCAUUAAUGAAAACCCGCUGAAAGGAGUAAUUUGACAGAAUCCUUUUCUCCUUUAAAAGGAUCUGGUGGGUAUUUCCUCUAGAACAACCACUCCACUGACACAGACAGACACUCGGAUUCUUCUCUUCCUCCGUCUCGCCGCCUAAGUGGGUCAGAAAAACAUUCUUCACAUCGAAGACGGCCUCAAGUCGACAUUUUUGUGUGUCUGUGUAUGUGUUGUUUUGCGGUCCGGUCUUAAUCCCAGCUGAGUUGAUGUUUUGGGUUUUUUUUUUUUUUGCUGUGUGAACCAGAGCGUCCCUCCUUUCUCCUCCCCUGAGAAGCUACUUGAAUUGUCUUGAGGGCUUUCAUUUCCUUUUUCUCCUUGACCUCCGAUAUUGCAGAUUAACCUUUUGAACCAAAAUAGUCAUCGCAGCGUUGAAAACUCAGAGCCAUGCAAAGUAUUCUUCAUUUUUUGGGGGGUCAGUUUGCGCCUAAUUACUGCAUUACUCCUGUUUCAAAGCAAACUCUCCGAGUUUUGUGUGUUUUAGCUGCGAUGACGGAAAGAAUAUCGACUUUAAUGACUCCUCCAUCGUCCAUAUUGUGACAUUUUCUAAAAGAAAGACUCUCCUAAGAUUUGAUUAUGUUGCAGUAAUUAGUCCACCAAGGAACACGACGGAGUUAUGUCAUGAUUGGCGUACAUUUGUCCGUCUGUCUGUCUGUCUGUUAGCAACAUUACUCAAAAACGGACCAACGGAUUUGGAUGAAAUUUUCAGGGAAGGUCAGAAAUGACACAAGGACCAAGUGAUUAGAUUUUGGCAGUGAUGCAGCUCCUAGUCUGGAUCCACAGAUUUGUUGCCUGCUGACGAUCACAUGAUUGCGAUCCUACUACAAAUCCACUGCUGUGGACUUAUCAGGACUUAACAACGAAAAUGAUACAAGGAACAAUUGAUUGUCGGGGUGUUUCCGAGCCCCAUCAAUUCCUGCUGCCCACUACAGAGUUAGGUCACGCAAUUCAGUAUCCGUACAUAACGUACACAUGCAUAACACACACCUGUGCUCAGUGCAAGGUCAUUUAGUUUGUGGGAACGUCUAUAUUAAAUGGCCACAUUCUAUAUUGUACUGCACUCUCUGAGUGCUUUUCUAGUUACAUUCUGUGAUAAUCUAGCUAAUUUGGCUAAACAGAAAAUGAAAACGCUCAUUACAAAAAGCCUGCAAACCAUCUUCUAUUUUCUAAAUUUGUGCUUGUUUAGCAUGAGGCUAAGACACAUUGCUAUAAACUGCAUCCAGAUAUCUUCCAUUUUUGUCUGUAAUAUGUCAUGUUUGAAAGACAAUAACUAGAAAGUGUUUAAUGCCAGGACUCUGCAAAUCAUCACAGAUGUCUACAUCAAGCUGACCACAAUUUGAUUAAAUUUCAAACCUCUAGGCGUAACUUUAUUGGAAUUACGGUUUGUGUCACAUGUCCAUAUUGGCAAAAUUUUUUAAAAUGCAAGAAAAAAUGUGAACCAUUGUUCUUCAAAAAGUAGAAAUUAACACUUAAAAAUGCCCUGUUUUGUCUCACAGUCAAAAUCCAAAAGAAAUGCUGUCAUUUACCAAAUAUUUGCAUUCAAGAAACCUACUGGAUAAUUCAUUUUUGGUCUAGAUGUGCUGCUGUGGUCAAACAUUCCAAUGGAGGAGUGUCUGUCGUUGAUGACACAGCUAAAAAGAUGCAUUUAGUGUCACGAUAAAGGUGGAAUUUCCUAAACCAGGUAACCCACGUGUUAUUUUUAUUAUUAUUUUUGCCUCCUAUCUGAUCUACGAAGCAUCAGCAGACCAGUGCAGCUCAUAAAAGCUCCUCUAAAUGGUGCCUUAUCACCAAAAACCUUGUGACAGUUUCUGUUAAUUUUGGAGCUACAACUAAUAAAGCAGAUUUACAGUUUUCAUGUGACAUCUGUGAUUCGUUUCGCUUUCGACAGCUGCCUCUGGGCUUCGGGGGUUGUUAUAAAUGUCCCAACACAUGAAGGACUGUGAAAACCUUCAGCACAAACAGCGAUAUAUCUGUUAAAAGCUACAGUAAUAAAGCCACCGCUCUGCUCUCCAAACCGAAGCACUGAUUUAAUACUGACCUGCCUUUAAACCUGUACAUUCAUGUCUUAUUUUGUUGUUGGUUCUACCUGCAGUUUCUUUCUUUGAUUUAGUUUUUUCUUUCUAGUGAUGAAAUUAUUAUUAUUCAAAGAUGAUUUUUAAAGCACUUUUUGCUCACCGACUCUCACUUGUACAUCUAUAUGAAUAUGUAAAUGACUGAGAUCAUAUUGGAAAACAAAAACUUGUAUUUUUGUUACGGCUCUGAAGUUUGGGGGGGAAUAAAGAAAGUUAUAAACUGAA